CUUCCGUCUUCGAUUAAGUGACUCCGUAACUACCGCCGACUGCAGCUCCGUCAGAAAGAAGUGACCCCUCGAUGAUCAUGCCACAUUGCUACUGAGAUUCGAUUUGACGUGUGAAGGCUUUCUACCAUUCUGUUAUCGCAUAUCACAAAAGAAAAAUCCCACAUCCCAAAUAUCCAUUGAAAGUAUCCGCAUCCACCGCCUGCCCAGCCGUUCCCCACACCACGCGACCUCAGGCGCAUCAUCCGACAUACACAUACUCGUUAAGACCAGAUCACCUCCACCACCUACACCCACCCACUACUACUACCACCACACACCACCAUGGCUCAGAAAGCAGCCAAAACCCUCGCGGCGCGCAACACGGCCCUCCUCCAGCGCACCCACCUAAUCAGCCUCGCCCUGCACGCCCUCUACCUCGCCCUGCACUGGACAUUCCACCGCCCGCGCGCCCUAAAGCCCUACAUCUUCCUUGCGGUCCCGACGCUCCUCAUCGAAUUCUACCUGGACCGACUCGGCCGGCCGCGCCACAACCCGGCGGACGGCUCGCUGCGCUCCCCCGGCGAGGACCUCGGCGCCGCCGGGCUGACGGAGUACAUGUGGGACGUGCUGUACUGGACGUGGGGCUGCAUCGGGGCCGUGUGCGUGUUCGGCGACCGCGCCUGGUGGCUGUGGGGGGUCAUCCCGCUGUACUCGGGCUGGUUGGCCUACUCCACGUUCAUGGGGAUGCGGAGCGGGCUGGCGGGGAUGGGUGGUGGUGCUGCUGGCGAUAGUGCUGCUGCGGCUCCGGAGAGUAAGAGGCAGAAGAAGUUGGAGAAGCGGGGUGGGCAGAGGGUGCAGUAUCGCUGAGGUGGGGGGAUGUAUAGGGGACUUGAUUGUUGCGGUUUCCAUUUCACGACGGAUCUAUCUGAGGUGGAUGGAGGGUAUUUAGAAACUGAAUGUGGGCUGGGCAUGGUCUCUGGAGUGGUCGGACUCCCAUGUACGCUUUUGUUGUAUAGAUGAAAAGUUGUUUACGUAUAUUCAGAUCAUGGAAAUGCACAGACCUAAACUACG
Molecule: messenger RNA, 1050 nt
Organism: Aspergillus japonicus CBS 114.51
Lineage: Eukaryota; Fungi; Ascomycota; Eurotiomycetes; Eurotiales; Aspergillaceae
Product: SND2/TMEM208 family protein
Exons: 2
Coding region: 322-846 (174 amino acids)
Biological process (GO): vacuolar protein processing
Cellular component (GO): intracellular membrane-bounded organelle
Source: RefSeq, a predicted model, not a curated record